Molecule: messenger RNA, 1559 nt
Organism: Hibiscus syriacus
Lineage: Eukaryota; Viridiplantae; Streptophyta; Magnoliopsida; Malvales; Malvaceae
Product: O-fucosyltransferase 23-like
Exons: 1
Coding region: 127-1470 (447 amino acids)
Biological process (GO): pollen-pistil interaction
Source: RefSeq, a predicted model, not a curated record
UUAUGAUGAUAAUUUCUUCUGUGAAUUAUGCAGAUUGUGAUAUCAAAAUGGACCCUUUUUUUACGUCUUCUCAACAUUAAUUACCCCUAAUUUCCCAUAUUUUCUGUAAAAGUUUGUGAAUUUUAGAUGGACUUGUCCUCUAACUGUAAGCUUUCGAGGUUAUUCAGUUGCCAUUUCACUUCUUUAACAUGCAAAUGUUGUCUUGCUUUGGUCACUAUGGCUCUGUUUAUCAGAGCUGUUUUUCUCCAUUCAUUUCCUGGCUAUGGUGUGAUUGAAUGGAACAACCUAGACUUGAUUCUAAGCCCUUCUUUAUUGCUGGAAUAUGAUGAUGGGAUUCGUAGAGAUAAGUUCUUGGAAGUUCCUCAAAUUGUGUGGGGACUAAAUAAUCAGAAGAUAGCACUUGCAAGAGCUUGUCUAACUGCUAGAAUGCUGAACCGAACACUUUUGAUGCCUAGAUUAAGUGCUUCACUUUUCUACAAGGAAAUCGAUCGCCUGCAGCCUAUUUCGUUCGAUAAAGUCUUCCGAUUCGAAAGGUUUAAUUCACUUUGUAAUAGGUUUGUGCGGUUAGGUCGGUAUUCGGAACUUAGGAAUCAAACGGGCAUACAUGAUCUUCGGAAGGGAAGUGGAAGAAGGUGGACAGCUGAGAGAGACUUGGAGCAGCUGAAGGAAAGCAGCCGAGGUUUUGUCGAUGAGUACGAAGUGAUUAGAAUAGUUGGAAAGAAUCCGUUUCUUUGGCAUGAUCAUUGGCCCGUUAAGGACUAUGUGAGGGUCUUUGAGUGCCUUGUUUUGGUUGAUGAGAUUGUCAAAGAAGCGGAUAAAAUCGUGUCCAAGAUUAGGCAGAUCGGGAGAAAGCUUAGGAGUGAAGCCGAGACGGUAGAGAACAAUUUCGACACACAGGGUUCUUCACUGCGACACGUUCCUUAUGUGGCAAUCCAUAUGAGGGUAGAAAUAGAUUGGAUGAUUCAUUGUAAGAACUUAGAGGAAAGAUCAGGGAUAAACCAAAUUUGUAGUAGCAAGCAAGAGAUUAUGCAAAGAGUGGGGAACAUUGUGGGAUUAGAAUCUCCCACUGUUGCUUAUCUUGCUGUUGCUGAUAGCCUCCUUAAUGAUUCUUCAAUACUGGAUGGUUGGAAGAAAGGAUUGCUUCCUUUCGAGAAGAAGAAACUAAGGGUCGACGGAAUCUACAAGAAGCAUCCAUAUCUGAUUCAGUCAGCAAUCGACUAUGAGGUGUGCUCAAGAGCUGAUAUAUUUGUAGGCAACAGUUUCUCCACUUUUUCUAGCCUCAUUGUUCUUGAGAGAACACAAAGGAUGAUCAGAAUGGGCAUCACAAGCUUGUGCGGCGUCGAUGUUCGAUGGCCAUCUUAUGCAUAUAAUAUACCAGGGGAAUCGGAUGGUCCUCGGAAAUGGAUGACUAAUAUGUCUGAUUCGAGUCUCAAAGCAAUUAGUUAUGGUUCUAAUGCUAUCUCAUGUUGAAGUUUCUGAAUAAAAUUCAACCGGCAGGGUGCGUAUACAGUUCAUACUGAAAUAUAUACAGCUUCAUUUUGGUAGAUUUGGUUUUUUCC